Messenger RNA from Plasmodium malariae, 2298 nucleotides. Its product is annotated as conserved Plasmodium protein, unknown function. The coding region runs from base 1 to 2298 and encodes 765 amino acids. The record is from RefSeq and is a predicted model, not a curated record. NCBI's taxonomy places the organism in Eukaryota, Apicomplexa, Aconoidasida, Haemosporida, Plasmodiidae. The transcript has 4 exons.
AUGAAUGAUAGGUACCUACUAAACAAUAUAUUAAUAAAAAGCUCCUUAGUAAAGAGAUAUGUGAAAUGCCCUUAUAGAAAUGAAAAGGGCGGAAAGAACAUUGUAGUGCUGCUGUACAUGUACAGUAAAUAUUAUAAAAAGAUAUGUACAGUUGAUAAAUUUAAGACAAGUAACAAAAAGCUAUAUAUUGUAUAUACGAGUGAUAAAAAUGUAAAAAUCAAUAAUAUAAAAAAUAGGAUCGUUAAACAUAAUGUACUUUACAAUUUUAAAAUUUUAUUUUCUGUUAUGUUGUUUUUAAUUCUUCUAUAUUCUUUUCUAAUAUGUUUGAUAGUCUACAAUAAUAAACAUCAUGUUGAGUGCACACUACCUUUUACUGACUGUCCUUUACUAUUACACGCCGAUAUUCAUAACUUCUUUAAAAACUAUAAAGUAAACAAUAUAACGAAGGAGAAUAUACUGGCCAUAUAUAGAAGCAUGGAAAAGUUGAAUGCACAUCGUCAUCACACACAUGGUAGCAAUGCGCUACGAAGCAGUAUAUCAGGAAGAGGCAUGUUAGGAGGGGGUAUACUACGAAACGGUGCACAUAUGAAAAAAAAAAGGUACACGAUAUUAAAAACACAAAGAGUACAGUGCACCCACUGUGAAGUUGUUUUUAGCAUAAUGGGAAAUGAAACGGUGCAAGAUAUUUUUGACUUUGAAGAAAUAAAUAAGUGCGUUAAAAUUAUCGACACAAGAUCCUGUGUUAAUGUAAAAAAUGGUGUAAUAAAGAACAGCAAAAUUCAUAUAUAUAAAAAGUACACAGAUACUAUAAAAAACAUGGAUCAUCUAGAGAAUUUGAAUAGCCAUGAGUAUUUCCUAAAGGGCAUGUACUACAACUCCUACAUGAAGGAGAAAGUCGUCAUUCGGGAUAAAAUAAAAUACUUGUACCCUUCUUUAUACAACUAUGUGGUUAACCUGGACGAUUUUAAAUUUUAUGGCGAAGGAGGCAAAAGAAUCCACGUGAACCAAGAGGAUCUGAGGGAUGGAAAUUCCCCGAGCGACGAAAACGCAAACCUUUGUCGUUCGGCCUGUGGACAUUUUGCGGAGAGCACAUUUUACUGGUUAUGCCCCGAUAUGUACAAAAAUCAGGAAAAUACUUACGAAUACAAUAUUUCAAAAAUCAUUGAAAGGGUAUUAAACUAUAAACAUGUUGGUUAUGGGGAAAAGAAUAAACACAUAGUUGAAAUGUCUAAGUCUACUCCUACAACGGAUGCAUACAAACAUUUCGGAUACAUUUCUCACUCUUUAAAGCUCCCAUUGAGAAUUGAUAUAUAUAAUAGAUUUAAAUUAUUUGAAAAAGAAUAUUUAGGAGACGACAUUCUUGAACUUUUGUAUAAAGCUUUCUUUUCCACAGACGAAAAAGAUAUAUCUAAAAGGACUAGUCUACAUGAUGAAACAAAAGACGACCUUUAUAAAAGGAAUGGUGUUCAACACACACAAGUAGAUGUUCAAAAGUUAGCCUUUUUCUCUACAAUUUAUAGCGACUUGAACAAAAAUAAGCAUGUUCCAAUCGAAAAGGAGGAACAGCGGAAGCAGAACGGUAGUGGUAGACUUGCUAGUCUGGGUGUUAAACGUGCGGAAGACGACGAAAUGAACGGAUGUGUUCACUCCAAUCAUUGCGGGAAUCCAAAUGACUAUGAUGGAUAUGAUGCACAAGGGGAUAUUGCGCACAGAGGACGCAGUACACUAAAUGAGGUAGUUAUUACUGAUAAAAAAGGGGAAAAUAAAGAAAUGCAGAAAGAUAAGGAAGAAGAGAACUUCCUUAAGGAGAAGCCAUCAUAUGGUAGUAAGAAGAGUCGUAAAGAGUGCAACAGUGGAAGCAGUAGUAGUCACAGUAGACAAGAUGGAGUGGAAAAGAGUUCGGAGGAGAUCCCCUUCAAGAAAGAUGAACCGAAAUAUGUGCUAAUAGAAGAGAUGCCAACAGCGAACAAACAUUUAAAUUAUGUUCCAUCUAAAUACAAGUUUACUAAAGAACUUAUAUUAAAAUCCUCUUCCAUAUUUUUUGGACAAAUGAGAAUUGUAUUACAGAUAAUUACUUUCUUCUUAUGUAUUCUUUUUUUAAUCACUAUCUUUUUAGUCAUUUUGUAUAUUUACAUGAACAGUACAGACGAAGUGUCUAUAAUUCUAAAAGAUGACGAAGUGAUAGAGGAAAUGCCGAGAUAUUUAAAGCGCCUAUCAAGACAUUUACUAAAUGAUGAGAAUGAAAAUAUUAAUAAAAAUUAUUUUCGAAAAUUUAAGCAUAUGAGUUACCCCUUUUAG